This is a messenger RNA of Westerdykella ornata, 1247 nucleotides long. Its product is annotated as putative polyglutamate biosynthesis protein. The transcript has 2 exons. The record is from RefSeq and is a predicted model, not a curated record. Lineage: Eukaryota; Fungi; Ascomycota; Dothideomycetes; Pleosporales; Sporormiaceae. The coding region runs from base 1 to 1086 and encodes 361 amino acids.
AUGUCUGGAACAAGAUUCCAGCUGAAUUUCGUUGGGGACGUGAUGCUGGGCCGUUUGAUUGAUCAACUGCUCCCAGUACACGUGCAUUGUCAGGAAGACGCGAUACAUGCAAAGCACUUUGUGGCAGGCAUCCCAAGCCUUCUUGACUACAACUUCAAAAGCCCGUGGGGGAACACUGUCCCUGUUUUCCAUUCCGCAAACCUCAAUUUCAUCAACCUUGAAACGUCUGCGACUACACAUGCCGUGAAAUGGCCUCACAAGGUCUUCAAUUACCGCAUGCACCCGACAAAUAUUCAGUGCUUGAAGGAGGCACGAAUCAAUUACGCAUCCUUAGCCAACAAUCACACACUUGACUUCUCGGAAGAGGGUCUCCUUGAGACAGUUCGUACUGUCAGAAAUGCGGGCAUCAGUUUCGCUGGGGCAGGUGAAGACCGUGAAGAAGCCGUGCGACCGGCGAUUCUCAGUCUUCAAGACAACGACAAGGAAUAUUCCGUCCAUGUCUAUUCAGCAUCAGACCACCCUGGCGAGUGGGCGCGUGUGCCCAAUUUUCACUUCAUUGACUACCUUCCCGCCACUCGGCAUCGCCUCAAGACGCUACUGAUGUCACCGCAGGCCAAGCCCCCAGAUCUGAAAAUCUUUAGUGUCCACUGGGGACCAAAUUACUCCUGGUCCCCUUCCGAGGAGAUUCGUAGCCUAGCCCACUACCUUAUUGAUGAAUGCGGGGUCGAUAUCAUCCAUGGACAUUCGUCGCACCAUAUCCAAGGCGUGGAGGUGUACAAGCAAAAAUUGAUCAUCUACGGCUGUGGAGAUUUUGUUGACGACUACGCGAUAGACAAAACCUAUCGAAACGAUCUCUCUGCGGUCUGGAGGGUAGCAGUCGAGGAAAAGGAAGGAGGUCACGGCUUAAAAGUGAGGGAGCUCGAAGUGUUGCCUAGCCGGAUAAGUCACUUCCAGACGAACCUUCUGCAAGAUCACGACGUCGAUUAUGACUGGGUCAGAAAAACUCUCAGGAAGUUAUCGGAGCAGCUUGGUACCGAUAUUGAGGAGAAAAUUGGAAAAGAAAGCCGUAUGUCGGUGAAGCUGUGAUAGAAGUUUUGCGUGUUCCUGCUACUUACGCGAAUGUUCCAGAGAUCGGUCGAUUACGAAGCCAAGUGGAUAGUUGGUUGUGCCUGAGAAUGUGAUCUACUCGUUGCUGUGCUGACUUUGGCUUUUGGGAAAGGCCUGGACACUAAAAUAAACUCUUGAUA